Messenger RNA from Arthroderma uncinatum, 1812 nucleotides. RefSeq lists its product as uncharacterized. Gene Ontology annotation, biological process: transmembrane transport. The record is from RefSeq and is a predicted model, not a curated record. Bases 1 to 1812 code for a protein of 603 amino acids. Gene Ontology annotation, molecular function: transmembrane transporter activity. Lineage: Eukaryota; Fungi; Ascomycota; Eurotiomycetes; Onygenales; Arthrodermataceae. The transcript has 9 exons.
AUGGGCAAACUUAUCAAGAAUCACUGGGCUCGUCUCAUCAUUCUCACAGCGGCACUAUAUCAGCUCGCGGCCGGCAUACACGGAUUCUUCUGGCCCAAGAUAUUCUGGGACUUCCUCACGAAAAACCUCGAUCGGGCCGUCAGGCCGGUUCCAAUACUACAGAUCAUAAACGUUCUGCUCGGGCUGCUGGCCCUGGCCUGGGAAUGGCCGUUAAAACCGCUCGCGGGAACGCUGUUCCACCGCAGCAUCGAAAUCAGACUCUUCAUCCUCCCUCUCAGCGCACUGGCUUCGGCCUUGUUAUACCAAGGCACAAAUCCUGCGAUAUAUUAUGUGAUUGGAAUGGCUGUCUACUUUUGGGGAUACAGUGAAGGAGAGGAACGCUGUGCCGUUUGUGUGUCCAUUGGAUCAUCUGCAGCUAUGUCGGAAAUACCCUCCAAGCCAUGGCUGUUGAAUUUCCGGUCUUCAGAGAUUUUCAUCGUCCUGGUCGUCUCCAUCGCCAUUUUCGUGGAUGUAUUUAUCUACAGCAUGAUAAUACCCAUUAUCCCUAAUGCUCUUGUCGACCGUAUCGGCGUGUCACCACAUGAUGCCCAAACCUGGAUGUCUAUCCUUCUAGCUACCUAUGGAGGAGCUCUCCUAGUAGGAUCCCCCAUCUUUGGAUAUAUUGCGGAUCGCUCCAGGUCACCGAAGGGCCCAUUUGUCGUUGGCCUUCUCGCUCUGGCCGUGUCAACGGCGCUGUUUAUGUUCGCCAGGUCGCCUGCCUGGUUUGUUAUUGCCAGAGGCCUGCAGGGUCUCUCUGGUGCUGCCGUUUGGGUUGCCGGGCUCGCCCUGGUUGUUGUUACCGUGGAUGAGGAGCGAGUCGGAGAGGUCAUGGGCUAUGCAACCAUGGGCAUGACUUGGGGGUCUUUGUUAGGCCCGGGCCUAGGAGGUAUCAUGUAUGAAAAGUUGGGCUUCCAUGGGGCAUUUUACCUACCGAUUGCACUCAUUGCUUUGGAUAUCUUUUUGCGCUUUGCCAUGGUUGAACCAAAGGUUGCUGGACAGUGGAAGCAGAAUGUGUCAGGACGCAACUCUCCCUCUACCAAAGGGACAGACGAACGCUCGCCGUUAAUAUCGCCCCCAGCACCCGCUGAGCACAACUCGAACAAAGUGCCCCAGAUCCUCCAAUUAUUAUGCCAUAGGCGCCUUCUGGUGGCUUUACUGUCUGCUCUUGUUUGCGCAGCCACAUUCUCGGCGUUUGAGACGACCCUCCCACUCUUCCUAAUCGAAAGGUUCCAUUGGUCCCCCAGUGGUACAGGGCUGAUAUUUCUCGCGAUUUCUAUUCCGACCCUCAUCGGCCCGCUGAUCGGAACCCUGGUCGACAGAUACGGCGCCCGUAUCGUCUCCGGCAUAGCCUUCGCAUUCUUAGCCAUGUUUUUGACCUUACUCCGGCUUGUGCAGCACCCGGUAACUUCAGAAUAUGUUCUCCUGAUCGGCCUACUAGCUGGUGUCGGCUUCGCAAAUGUCGCAACCUCCUUAUCCUCCAUGAUAGAGGUCUUCCAAACAGUCUAUCAGCCCGACACACUUCCAGCCAGUACUGCCGGGGCCAACGCAAACCCGAUUGCCCAAGCAUACGCCCUGUUCAACAUGGCCUUUGCAGGUGGGCAGCUUCUUGGUCCAAUUAUGGGCGGAUUCAUAAAGGAACGUGCAGGGUGGAAGGUCAUGACCCUGGUGCUAGGCCUGGUGGCAGCCGUGACUAGCAUUAUAGUUGCGAUCCUUGGGGGAGAGGGGUCGCCCAAGGGCAAAAGUCGAGAGCCUGAAGACGGAGUGCCAGCUUGA